AUGGCGAUGCCUUCUGCUGAAGUGAACGCAGCAUCUGUGACGACCAUCCCCAACUCCAUGUGGAAGUCUCUGCCUCUCAUUGAAGAAGGAUCACUCGUCAUUCUUUUCGAGACGCACAACUCGCUCACUUACUGCUACGCACAGCGGGGCGCCAUUUACCAGAAUCGUCAUGGUGCCUUCUACCACAACGACAUGAUCGGCCAACCGUUCGGCUCCAAGAUUAUCUCGAGGAAGAAGAAUGCGCACGGAUAUCUCAUACUGCUGGCGCCGACGCCCGAGCUCUGGAGCCGCGCUUUGCGGCACCGUACGCAGAUCGUCUUCACAUUGGAUGCCAGCGCUAUCAUGUUCGCGGCUGGGCUGCGCUCAGGUUCACGCGUUGUCGAGUCCGGUACAGGCAGCGGAGCACUCACCACCAGUUUUGCACGCACUGUGGCACCUCACGGCCACGUUUUCACGUUCGAGUUCAAUGCACACAGAGCGGAGAUCGCUCGUGAAGAGUUCAAGCGCAACGGCCUGGAGAGCGUCAUCACAGUGGACUGCAGAGACGCAUGCGAGCAAGGAUUCCCCGUGGAGCUCGAGGGCACUAUUGACAUGGUCUUUUUAGACUUGCCAAGUCCGUGGAAAGCGGUGGGUCAUGCUGCUAAAAUGCUGAAGCAAGGAGGAUUCUUCGCGUCCUACUCACCUUGUAUCGAACAAGUGCAGAAGACAUGCGGGGCACUGCGAAGCGCUAAUUUCGAGUUGAUUCGUACGAUUGAGACAAGAUUGGUGCCGUACAACUCCCGACGGAUUGAUCUGCCCGUUCCAGACUUUGGAUUCGGUAAGAAGGUGAAGAAAGAGAAUGGUGCUGCUGCUUCGGCAGUAAACGAGAAAAAGGAUGAAGACAAACCCAAGACGGAGGAAGAAAAAGAAAAUAAACGCAUGAAAAACGGCGGCCGCAAGCGCAAGUAUGUGCCUGGUGGGGUGGGUGAGCACGUUGUGGCAAAGAAGGACGACGAGAUCCGCGGACACACGGCGUAUCUGACGUUCGCGACCACGUUUCUAGAGUAA
Phytophthora infestans T30-4 is the source of this 1047-nucleotide messenger RNA. RefSeq names its product tRNA (adenine-N(1)-)-methyltransferase catalytic subunit, putative. The record is from RefSeq and is a predicted model, not a curated record. Gene Ontology annotation, biological process: tRNA methylation. Lineage: Eukaryota; Oomycota; Peronosporomycetes; Peronosporales; Peronosporaceae. The coding region runs from base 1 to 1047 and encodes 348 amino acids. Gene Ontology annotation, cellular component: nucleus; tRNA (m1A) methyltransferase complex. The transcript has 2 exons.